AUGCUUGUUCAACCCCAAUCAGGCUGUGGUUCUCGGUUGCUACCCACACUGAGACCGAAUGGAUGCAUGAUCUGCAAGUGGGUUGCGAUGACAUACUGCAACAGCUAGGCCAAGUCCAACCAUGGCGGUUUUGUAGUAUAUCUCAACUUCACCCGUGGCCAGUCAUCAGUGUCUGGGUAUAUUGCUCAUAGCUCUGUGCUCUAUAUCGAUAUCCGCGUGCAACAGCUUCUGAAAUAACCGUCCAAGUCAAUUCCCAAACCCCCUUCAUGGCUGGGCUUGAUGAUCUUCCCCCGGGCACGCCGGCUAGCGCACCGCCCCCCGGGGUAGCCCCGGAUUAUGUUGACCCUACAUUCAUGGGCCCGUCGUUCGUGGCUCUGGGGAUAUUCUUGUCACUAUCGCUUCUUGCCGUUUUCGUCAGGAUUUUCGUCCGCUUUCGCAUCACCAAGGCCUGGGGCUGGGAUGACUACACAUGUAUUAAAGCUGCUAUUGGAUCAGUGAUCUAUGCGAUCUUAUACGUCAAAGUCAGCACGGAAUAUCCGGUAAGGCAUAUAUGGGAGAUCACACUUUCAUCUUAUGCUAGCGCAAUCGAGACUCAAACAUUAUCAGUAAACGGAAUCGUAUACCAGAUCACAAUCUUCUUCACCAAGCUUUCUAUUCUGCUUCUUUAUCUGAGGAUCUUCAGUGUCAAUCAAGCAUUUACCCGCGUUACAAUCGCCAGCAUUGUUGUUCUAACUCUUUUAUAUGUUCCACUGGCCGGUCUCGCAAUCGGUUUCCUCGCCGCCUGCAAUGACCUGACAAACCUUCUUGAAUCCCCUUUUUGCAAACACUAUAGCAGUCCGACCUUGGCUUUUAGCGCAAUCUUCAAUGUUGUUACUGAUCUCUGGCUCCUAUUAUUACCAUUCCCGCUUCUCAUAAAGCUGCAAAUGCAACCUCGACAAAAACUAGGUCUUGCUGCUGUUUUUGCUGCCGGUGUAGGAGCUUGUGCUGCUAGUGUCGCACGACUGGCAGAAAUUAUCAUUCACCGUAACAGUUCAGACCCAACCUGGAGCCACGGUAUAAUUGCUGAAUUCAGUUUCGCCGAAAUCAAUAUCGGUAUCAUUGUUGCUUGCUCUUCCGUUUUCCCCGCCUUUUUCAGCCGAGUGAAAGGCGCGUUGAGGCACGCUCCCGAUGAGUCGAAACACACCCAACUGCCUGAUUCAGAACCAGAUGCCAGCCAGACUACAUGAAGAAACUCAGAGUCGCCAGUUCUAUAAAACAAAGGAAGAAAGGAAAAACACGCAAAAACACUCACAAAGUUUUCA
Messenger RNA from Xylaria bambusicola, 1301 nucleotides. RefSeq lists its product as uncharacterized. Bases 267 to 1226 code for a protein of 319 amino acids. NCBI's taxonomy places the organism in Eukaryota, Fungi, Ascomycota, Sordariomycetes, Xylariales, Xylariaceae. The record is from RefSeq and is a predicted model, not a curated record. The transcript has 7 exons.